Megachile rotundata (alfalfa leafcutting bee) is the source of this 5576-nucleotide messenger RNA. It is a transcript of the gene mwh, whose product is annotated as multiple wing hairs. Lineage: Eukaryota; Metazoa; Arthropoda; Insecta; Hymenoptera; Megachilidae. Gene Ontology annotation, biological process: regulation of cell shape; cortical actin cytoskeleton organization; cell migration. Gene Ontology annotation, cellular component: cytosol. The record is from RefSeq and is a predicted model, not a curated record. Gene Ontology annotation, molecular function: actin filament binding; small GTPase binding.
CUUCACGAAAGAUACGAGAUCAUUACAGUUUACGGUAAUUUAAGUGAAAACGCGGUAAAACGUGUUACGAAUAACAGUUCCACGAAAGAAAGGCGCAAGAAAUCAUUCGCCUUAAACGGAAGAAAAAUACUUGUCGAGUUCGUAACGCAAUGUAAUAACGGUUCCAACGAUUUUUCACGUAGCCUCAGUGGAUCACUAGGUUUUCCAACCACGUCGUCUGGUUCACUUUUUGCCAAAGUUUCCACGCAACUGUUCCAGAAACGUGACGGCUAACCGGCGGUUAAUUAAUUUCUCGUUUCUUUUCUCCUCUAAUCGAGUAACGUCGUCCGUGUUUUUAACGCGGAUGCGCGUCGAUUCUCGAGAUUGUUAUCGCGACAAAUUGCAGAGCAACCGCGAAACGACAAAUCAAUCUGACGUUUGGUAUGCGACAGGCAGAAUUCGAAUUCAUACGGGGCGCCGUUACUUUGACUGCAAGAAACUUUUUGCGCGAUGAAAGGUGUAAUCGGUGUUCAAGAUGAAUAGCCGGGGGCAUAUGCGAGGGGACACGCAGGAACGUUUCGUAGGAGCUCCUUCUUUUCCAUUCGAGUGCGCAAACGGUCGCGACGCGAGUGUGAGAAUCCUCGAGACACCGACGACGCUGACGGUGACGACGACAGUGACGUUAAUGACGUUAACGACAACGUACGACGAUGCAGCGAACCGAUAACGUCGCACGAAACGUAACAGGAACAAGCGUAGCGUUAUCGGUAACGAGACUUUAAUUGUGCACCCGCGCGAAGUAACACGAUAUAAUUAACGCGCGCGUUAAUUAAACGAAAAUUCGGAAUACAUUUACGGUGGGAGUACAUGUAAAACGCGUUCGAUUCGCCAUCGAAAAGGAACGAUUCUAACCAUAGACUAGCUUCAACAUGAAACGAGCCCGCGUAUAAGUCUCGAGAAUAAUUUAUGAAUCUGCAUACCGGGAUAUCUUAAUAAAGUCGCGUCGUAAAGAGGCGCCUUAAUCCUUUUACUCUUCGAGGAAGCACGGCACGCAGCUAUUUAAUAAAUGCUCUCUUCGAAGGGUGGUUGGCCAGGCCCCGUAAUUACGCAAGUAUGAACACAAUCGCGGAGGUAAAGACAAUGCAGGGGAUAUCGCGAUAUCGGUGAGACAUCGCUGAAGAAAAAUUUCUCAUUGUCCGUGGAAUGUGGGCGUAUCGGGAAAGAUAUCUUGCAGAUACGAAGAAGGAUUUCGCUUCUAAAGAACUACGCGUAGCGGUUUAUGGAGCACGCGCUGUCAAUGUAUAUAUUAGUUAUUUAGGUUAAUCGUGUAAAAGACCAGUGGAACACUUUAAAUCUAAUUGCAACAAAGUAAUCGUAUUCGCGAUGUUCCAACAAGAUUAAAAACAGAUAAACCUACGAUCCUCUGUGCUUCUAACGGAGAUUAACAGAGCAUUUAAUGCUGUUAAUUGUGAUCGAGUUAUAAAGAAACUUGCCAACUCGCGAUGUAAUGAUUCAACGUUUUAAGUUCAGUGAGUUUGAUAAUAUCAAGAAAACCGACGUUAUUUGUGCAAAAAUUUGUUAGACCGAAUUAAAAGUUGUGAAGAUCGUGAAACUAGUUGCAUCGCACGCUGCGAGAAAAUGGGAAACGUACGAUCGCAACCUUGUCGACGAGGUAAACCUCACUACCUGUUCUACCUUAUCCACAAAACAUGGAACAUCGUAGCUGACCAACGAAAGGAACACGAUCGUUCUGACAAUACCGACCAGGAAACUGACUUAUCGUCGAGAUGCUGUGAUUGCAAUGGCUGCGACUACCGACAAGACAGUCUUAUCUUCGACAGCGAGACGGACAUGGCUCCGAACGCAGAGGAGGAGUUACUGGUGGUAAAACCAUGGGGACCGCAACCGGAAAAGGAGCGAUUAAGACCGCCCACGUACAACGCGGAGGACUACGCGAUCGCCUUGAGACGAUGGGGAAGACGUCCAUUAGGAAGUGUUCAAGACUCGCAGGGCACCUUGCCGUCGACAACCAGUUCGAGUUCCGGUUACGCUUCCGGAAGCGGCGAGAUGACCUUGAGACAAUUCACGUCGGUCAGCGAGCUUCUGAACAAGCUCAGAGCUGACCUGAGGCUGGCAUUUCCAAGUUUUGUCCAGGAAUUCGCUUCACCACCCGCCGACGGGAUUACUUUGCUACUGGAAACACUUCGAGGCGUACAACUUGCCCAAAGUUCACCACCCUCUUCCGGUCACACGGGACCGAGAGUCGGCACUAGAAGAGCUGCUCUGGACGAGUUGGGUUGCGUCGAGUGCCUGGCUGCAUGCGCGGAACGAUGCACAGAUGCACCGAGGCUCCUGGUGCAAGCUCAACCGGGUCUUCUUGCUCUGGCAGUUUGUCUGACUAGUAGCUUGAACCGGUCCCGAGUCCUCGCACUCCAGCUGCUGACGAAGGUUUGCCAGACUCCCGGUGGUCACGCGGCCGUCUCGGAAGCCGUAUCGACUUUGAGGCUAAAAUACGGCGAAGGCGGAAGGUUCCGGUUCCUCGCUGGCGCACUCCUCGCUCCCAGAGCAGCGAUUGCACUGAGAGUCGCAGGAGUUUCCUUCCUGAACGCCUUCCUGAAGUCUGCUCCGCGAACCCAAACAAGACUGUACAUUCAGGCCGAAGCCUGCGAAGCUGGAUUAGAGCCGCAGGUCCUUCAAGAGUGGCUGAAAGAAUUGGACGGCAGAGAGGAGGACGCUUUGAACGAUCUUCUACAUAAGGAGGUUCAGAAAUGGACGCACAACUGCGUGGAUGUGGACGCCCUGCAGCGAAGAGUCGUACGUGCCGAGGAAACUUGUAGGAUUCUCAGCAAAAAGGUUUCGGCGCUGCAGACUCAGCUACAGCAGCUGCAGCUGGAAAAGCUGAACAAUUACAACCUCGAGGAUCGUGAGAAGAUGACGUUGCUUGGCACGAAACAGUCACCGAAGGUGUCCUCGAACGCCGAGGACGAGGGUAUCAGCUCCUCCGAGAGGUCGAGUAGUCCAGAGAACACGAAACACCAGUCGAGAUCCAAUCACCCGAAGAUCAACCCGUCCCCGGAUAACGAUCAGGAAACGACGAUAGAGGACGUGAUCGAGGAACUGAGGAUCAUCGUGAAGGACGCGGAAGAGGAAUUCGGCGACAAGAAUCAUGAACAGACUCGGAUCGAUCGUGUAGCGGAUCAAGACUUUGCUCGCAACGAUCACAGAGCUGGCUCCAAGAUUUCGCUCGAUAAUUCCGAAGCUUAUCUGUACGACAAAGUGUUGAAAAGAGAUCAUCAGACCGAUCCAAAGAUCCCGAAGUCUAACACGGAUUCCAAUGUGUCUCAAACCGUGAUCAAAGGCGAACAGGUUACCUAUUUCGGCAAUGAACGUGAUUAUAGCAUAGACUCGAAUAGUACUAAGCGAUUGAAUGGCGAAACGCGACGAGUUUCGAAAUCUUCCGUGGAAGGGAGCGUGAAGAUCGUCAUAAAAGGACCCGACGUCGAAGAAGCGAUCGUCCCAACUAUUCUACACCCCCAACCACCCAGAAGAUCGCCACCAUGUUUGUCGGCUAUAAUGGCUGUCAGGCACUGCGAUUUCAUCGACCACGAGGAACCGUACAAUUCUCAUGACGAGGAUAUCGAAGAGGAAACUCUGGGAGACGGUAGCGAUUCUCUUCUCAGCGCUUCUCGACUAAAGUAUAACGGCAAGAGUCAGCCAUAUGACGAACAGAUCAGAAACACGGGCGUGGAUCACUUUCAAAAGCAUUGUAAAAAAGAAACGGAACACUGCAGUGAAAUUAAGGCGAAGAAAUCCUUGGACGAUGUCCGGCAUCAUUUCGGUGAAAACGAGGCGAAAGACAAAAAACCGAUACGGAAUUAUGAAAGUUCGUGCAGCGGGAAGAAUAGAAGCAACGAGUCGAGAUCGAGCAGCAAACAGACCGAUGGGUUCGCGCAAAGACACGGAUCCAAGUACAGAAGCGAAGUAGAGAAAAGGAAGCUUCUCCGUAGAUCGUCGAGUCACGAUUACCUCGAGUCCAGUGCCUCGAGUCCGCGCUCGAAGAGAUCCUCAAAAAGCAGGGUCGAGAGUCACAUAAGGAAAUUUGAAAGUCUCAAUUCGUUCGACGAGCACCGCAGUCUGCGAAGUUACGGAAGACCGGGUAGCUCUGAGAAUUUCAGCAAAGAGGAGCAAUUUUUCGGGGAAGAGAAUUCGAGGAACAGGAUGCGUAGGUCCGAAUCCUUCCAUCACGUAUCCCACGUUUCUAGGAAAGAACGAUGCUCCUCUCAAGGAGGAAGUGACAGCGGAUUAUUCUACGUGACCGACUUCAACCUGGAUCCCCUGGUAACUCGAAAACCGAGAUCCGUCGAUGCCCCAAAGUCUCCCAGUUUGUUGACCAAGUCUUUGGAUAGAAUCGACGAAGGUUUGGAUUCGAUGGUGGAUAUCGUGAUCACGGAGGAGAAAAAUCAAUGGAAUUCGAACAAGUAUCAAUCGAAAACGAAGAAAUCUCGGCAAGAAAGACAACUGGUUAGAUCGAAAUCGGGUAGAUUGGAAGAAUCGAGGAGUUGUUACGAACUUGAAUCAAAAGAAAAAAUGGAGGAAUCAAGGAGCAAACAUUUGAGGAACGAUGAAUUAUAUUCUGGACACGUAAAUAACAAACAGCUGAGAAGCGACGAAUUGUACGAAGAACAGAGAAAUCGGGAAUGGAAUUGUCAGAAUGAACAAAACUCUGUCAGAAAGAACGAAUUAAACUUGAGUUGUACCCCUAUGAUAUUAACGAAAAACGGCGUAAGACACAAUUCUUUCAGCCAAAACGAGAGUAUUGGAAAUAAGUUUUCAAACAGAUCCACCGAUUCCGGUAUUUUUGCUGGUCGAACUUAUGACACUUUUGGUCUGGGGAAAAAUCGAUUCAAUGCUGGCAAAUAUUCAGGAAAUCGACAAGUGAAGGAAAGUCCUACCGGGAGAAGAAAUACUACUCCAUCGAUUAUUGGAAAUCGUGGAAAGGUCACUGACGUUGUUUCAGGACUUUAUUAAUAUUAAAUUUGUACUUGAAAUAUUGUACAGUAUUACUAAAAUGUAUUCUUGUACAGAUUUUAUACCUUCUAAUGUCUUGUAGAUGUUGAAAAUAUCUUUCAUCGAAUUCGAUGCGAGCAAACAUCGAAAGUGAAAUGUAAUAUCAUGUAGCUUUUAAUAGUUGUCUCGAUGAAACCAAUACGAUACUUGAGUGCAAUAUGUAGAAGUAUUAUCGGCAAAAGUUGAACACUUAAUUUAUAUUGUAAUUAAUUCUGUUAAUAAUUGCGGUAAAUAUAUACCAGUUUUCAUAAUGAAGAUACAUACAUACGUGUUUCGGUGAUGGACCAAUUACACGAUUUUAAUCGGCUAUACACGAAUAUAUUGUAUACAUAUGUAUCUUUUUGUAACUACUAUAUCGCGCUAAAGACUGUAAUUUAUAAACACUUACAAGAACAUGAACAUAAUAUUUCUGAAGUAAUGCAAAAACCAAUUCAUUCGAUUUACUCACGCUGAAAUAAAAUUGUAAGUAUCUUUGAAAUUUAAUAAAAUUGUUGCCUUUAAUACUGCAUAGCUUUCUUCGGGAUGAAAAU